AUGUCUGUUAGUCCCGAGCCUUCGUUGUCACCUGGGGGCGUUGUGGAGCUCCGCGAGGAUGUGCCUCUAAAGCAAUACCAUACGAGUCCUGGUGGACUCUGCGCCGGAGGACCGCGAGUCAUCAUCGGUGCUUUCGCAACUCUAACGCUAGCUAUAACAAUAGCACUGAUCACCCAAAUAUAUUAUGGAGACUACCAAGUUGUUCCUCACGGUUCCGUAUCAUCAUCCUCUGCAGAAUGCAGCAGUGUAGGAACCAAUAUUAUUAGGGCUGGUGGUCGGGCUAUAGAUGCAUCAAUAGCAACAUCCUUCUGCUUGGCUGUCGUGGCACCACAUAGGACCUCCCUUGACGCGCAACCGACCCUUGUCGAAUGGAGUGGAAACCACAAUAGCCUGGAUACAAACCCUGUACCACGUCUUGUUCUAGGACUAGCUGCCAUCCAUGACACAUAUGGAACGCUACCCUGGCCGACGCUGCUGCAGCCAGCUAUUGAUCUAGCCCGGAAUGGUUUUAAUGUGUCUGCUGGUCUCGCGAUCGCAAGUUCGUCGUUAUUUAUACCGGGGUAUGUAGCUGGUGCUUUGAGGACAGAGCCAAUAUUAGCUGACUACCUUCAGUCCUUACAGCAAAACACAAGUGCCGAGCUAUGUGCUGCUUGGCUGUGUGAAAGUUUAGUUAUAUCAAGCUCAGUGGGGACAGUAAAAGCUGGCACCUGGCGUAUUUGGGCUGGCAGUUCUGGUGCGCGUGCUGCGAUAGCACUGUCUUCUGCGUUUGAACCCUUGCCUCUUAGCUCACUUGAAGCCCUUCAGAGGGUAGUGGCAAAUUUACAGUCACAAGCUAUAUCGGCAGCAGAGACUUGGCCAAGCGGAGUUUCUUCAGGAUUAGCAGUUGUCGAUCCACAAGACACUUAUGUCGCCCUAGUCACUGGUCUGACAGUCGCUUUUGGAUCUGGUAAGGAAAUGCCAGAUGGUUGGAGACAAGACAUUCCCGCCGCACCGCUUGACUUGGCGCCAGCUAUUCUUGUAGACGAAUUUGUUUGUGGAACCAGAUACAUCAUGGGUGCAGAAUCUUUAUCAGCGCUCGCUCAAGGAGUUGCCACCGCGUUUAUGGAUGGACCGCUUAACAUCGUUGAAGCUGUAGAGAGCGCUAGAGUAGUUGUAGAAGCAGGUGGUUCUCUAGCUAUAGAACCAAACCGGAUAUUACCUCUGGCCGUCUUAUCGGCACUGUUUAAGGGUCUUCCUGGUAAUGCUACUCUUCCCCUGGCUGCACUUAACAUGGUUCAGCAGAGGAGCGACGAAUUAUUGUCACACGCUGAUAGUCGCGGCGGAGGUUUGGCAUCAAGGUUUUAG
Molecule: messenger RNA, 1344 nt
Organism: Leptosia nina
Lineage: Eukaryota; Metazoa; Arthropoda; Insecta; Lepidoptera; Pieridae
Source: the annotation of a GenBank genome assembly